Dipodomys spectabilis (banner-tailed kangaroo rat) is the source of this 2097-nucleotide messenger RNA. It is a transcript of the gene Sc5d, whose product is annotated as sterol-C5-desaturase. The coding region runs from base 207 to 1106 and encodes 299 amino acids. The record is from RefSeq and is a predicted model, not a curated record. NCBI's taxonomy places the organism in Eukaryota, Metazoa, Chordata, Mammalia, Rodentia, Heteromyidae. Gene Ontology annotation, molecular function: oxidoreductase activity; iron ion binding. The transcript has 6 exons.
GGCGGCCCGGCCCGGGCCCGCAGGUUCAGGUUCGCGUCCUCGGGCCCAGCGCUCGGACGCCGGCGUGGGCGGUCGGUGAGGCCCGCGGUCUCCUCGCAGGGCAUCGGGGCCUCCAGGUCUGCGCUGGAACUCCUUUGGUGACUCAUCCUGCCUUCAGGUAACCAGGCUGCCCGUCGAGUGCGGGGGUGCACGUUGCAGGGGCUGAGAUGGACCUUGUUCUCGGGGUUGCGGACUACCACUUUUUUACGCCGUACGUCUACCCUGCCUCCUGGCCAGAGGACAGCAUCCUCCGGCAGACCAUCAGUCUCCUGAUCGUAACAAAUCUUGGUGCUUAUGCCCUCUACUUUUUCUUUGCCACACUGAGCUACUAUUUUGUGUUUGAUCACUCAUUAAUGAAACAUCCACAGUUUUUAAAGAAUCAGGUGUCACGGGAGAUUAAGUACACCAUGUGGGCCCUGCCCUGGAUGAGCCUCCCCACGGUCUCCCUGUUCCUGCUAGAGAUCAGAGGGUUCAGCAAGCUCUAUGACCACCUGGGGGAGCCCCCGCAUGGCUGGGUGGAGCUGGCCGGUAGCGUGGUAUCCUUCCUCUUCUUCACCGACAUGCUGAUCUACUUCAUCCACCGCGGCCUGCACCAUAGACUGCUGUACAAGAACAUACACAAACCUCACCACAUUUGGAAGGUGCCCACUCCGUUUGCAAGCCAUGCCUUCCACCCUGUGGAUGGCUUUGUCCAGAGCCUGCCUUACCACAUCUACCCCUUCGUCUUCCCGCUGCACAAGGUGGUUUACCUGACUCUGUACGUCCUGGUCAAUAUCUGGACGAUCUCCAUUCACGAUGGGGAUUUUCGUGUGCCCCGGGCCUUGAAGCCAUUCAUUAACGGCUCGGCGCAUCACACCGACCACCACCUGUUCUUUGACUAUAACUAUGGACAGUACUUCACCCUGUGGGAUAGGAUCGGGGGCUCGUUCAAAAAUCCAUCCGCUUUCGAGGGGUCAGGACCGCUUAAUUAUGUGAAGAAGAUGGCAGAAGGGAAGUGCAACAGCUCCGUGGAGAGCAGCGGUGAGCGUGACGGCGGACGCCAGGGAGCGUCUUCCAAGGCUGACUAGGCUAUGGCCGGGUUUUCAUGAAGAUCUUUAACAAGGGAAAGUAAUCUGCACACAGCCCCAUAAAAAUCAGCAUUAAAAAUCAGCCUGGUGUGUACUGCUGGUGAAGCGGCUGCAUGGAAGAUGCCAUGAGUAGCACCAUUUUACCUCAUGCUAGAAAUAUCAGACACUGGUCCAGGGACACGGUGUCGGGGCCUGGACGCACUCCUUUUGUCUCAUAGUGCCCCUAUCCACUCAGAGAGAUCCACUGAGCUUAACAUGCUGAUGCUAAGCACCAAGGGAUAGCCAAGCAAUACCAAUAAUGUAAAGAUGGUGGCUUGCUUGCCAAGUGACUCAUUCUUCAAUGUUGGCUCAUAAUAUAGGGCUUUGUUUAAAUGGGGGGAAAAAUCUGCUCCAUCCGCAGUGAUGGACUAAAUAGCAGGAAGAAUAAGAUUACCAUCUUACACACACACACACACACACACACACACACACACACACACAUACACACACACACACACACACACGCCUUAUUCUCUAGGGACAUUAUUCCCAAUGAAUACUAAUGAAUAAAUAAAUUGGAAUCUGUAAAAGGUAUCAGUUCAACCGUUUGAUAUUUGAUAUUGAUAGUUAUCAUUUAAAAAGAAUUAUUUAAGAAACAUAAAAAUGUGACUCUGAAUGUGCCUAGAUAGGGAAGCGUGAUGUGCAGAUAUAUUUUACAUGACUUAUUUUCAACUAAAUUGUUUGGACUGCACUUUUAAAAUAGUUCCAAAUGACAAACCUGAUGGAUGUUUUCUUUAUCAUGAAGGAAAUAAUUGCCAGAUAUUUAGGUCUCUGAAUAUUUGUUUUGAAAUCUCACUCAAAAGAGAUUUAGCCCCAAUGCCUCCACAAAAUGAUUUAAUGAAUAUUUAUUGAAGAACUGUGGUGAGUUGUGCUAUAAGUAUAUUGGGAAGAAAUAUGGAGCAUAAAUGUAAUCUAUUCGCUGUUUAUAAAAAUCAAUAAAAGAUGAUCAUGA